UGAGUUCAGCUUGGUUCAGAAGCAACCUAUCGUUUUACAAACACCCCAAAAACCACCACUCAAAACUACAAACAUGAAGUGCAUCAUCGUUGCAGUUAUCGUCGCUCUGGCCGUUGCCGCCGAAGGAAGUGCUUACUCGUCGUACGCUGUUCCGCUGGCCUACUCUGUUCCGCAGACCACGGUCGUUCAGCAGAACGUCGCCCCGAAGUACGUCGUUUCCGGUUACGCUGCCCCGUACGUUGCCUCGCCCUAUGUUGCCGCUGCCCAUAGCUAUGCCGUCCCGGCCGUGUCCUAUGCUCAUACCGCUGUCCACUCCGCCCCAGCUGUGACUUAUGCUGUAGCGCAGCCAGCCGUGUACGCCGCCCAUGUGCAGCAGGAAGCUCGCUAUGUGGCCGCCAACCGUGGCGCUGUCCAUGAGGCUCCUCUGGCCGGACACGCCGUCAACCAGCAGUCGCUUAACUUGGCUCCCGCUCCCGGUACUCUGUAAGUGACUGGCCAAGAAUCUGUCGAAUUGUUUCUACCUCAAUAAAAGAGAUUUUAAUGUAAAUCAAAA
This is a messenger RNA of Anopheles funestus (African malaria mosquito), 553 nucleotides long. Its product is annotated as adult cuticle protein 1-like. The transcript is spliced from 2 exons. Lineage: Eukaryota; Metazoa; Arthropoda; Insecta; Diptera; Culicidae. The record is from RefSeq and is a predicted model, not a curated record. The coding region runs from base 74 to 487 and encodes 137 amino acids.